AUGCCAUUUUGUCCUUUGUUUCAGGGCGAUGAUGGUGUAGUCGGCUGUUAUUACCAUGCACUUUCGGGUAUCGUUCGUGUUCGAGCAGCCUACAACACUGAGGAUGGACGAUCCACUGUCUUUUACAACGGGCCCGACGAAAAUCUGAUCAUCGAUGAAGGCGAGAAUCUCGGUGGGAAAUACAAUGAUUUGGACAAUACUCUCCAAUGCCGUUUCCGACGUCGAGUGAAACCUCUGGAUAUGGUUCAUCAGUUGAUGGAUCUGACUGUCCCGAAUUCAUACUACUUGAUUGUGACACGCGGAAACGAUGUGUUGAGUAGCGGUUUCGAUCGCCCAUUCGCUGGCGGUGAAUCUAUGUCUGAGCAAAGCGUUGUCCUGACCUCGCCAGUGUACGGCAGUAUGACUGGGAUGAGCGGACACGGCUCACCACUAAUGAAGACCCACGGUUGCCUCAUGGUGUUAGCCUGGGUUCUCUGUGCCAGUGUGGGUGUGAUUUUGGCUCGUUACUAUAAGGAUAUGUGGCCCAAUUCCGGUCUGCUCGGUCAACAUGUGUGGUUCCAAGCGCAUCGUAUUCUUCAAGCGUGUUGCGUAAUCCUGACCUGCAUUGCUAUCAUCCUAGCGUUUAUCUAUUGCGAGGGAUAUUCAAAAGCGUCCGUCAGUCCGUACUACGUUCACCCCAUCCUUGGUUUGAUUGUGCUCGUCCUGGCUCUGCUCAAUCCCAUUAUCUCAUUCUGUCGUUGCGAUGUGAAUAAUCCCAAUCGACCAUGGUUCAAUUGGAUUCAUUUCUUUAUCGGCACCUUUGCACACGUUCUGUCCGUGCCCACCUUGAUGCUGGGCUUCCGGAUGCCUGCUGCCGGAUAUCAGCUCCAGUAUUUGAACUAUCCACUUUGGAUUCUCAUCUUCUUUGUGAUUUUCCAGUUCUCCGUUGAACUGAUUCUCGAGCUGCACGGAUGUCUCUACUAUCGCCGCAAUAAAAAUAAACGACGUGAUUUUGAAUACCAACUGCAACAGUACCAUGCCGCAGUACGUCUUGGAGGAGGACCGAAGUCCAGACCACCGGAACCGGAACCAUCGAUGAUCGUACCACACUAUCAGUUUCGUACUCCGUCCCAAUUCCGCGCUUUUCUGAUGCGUUCUUUGAUGUUAACAUUUUUGCACAUUAUCGGUUCAUGA
This is a messenger RNA of Echinostoma caproni, 1173 nucleotides long. NCBI's taxonomy places the organism in Eukaryota, Metazoa, Platyhelminthes, Trematoda, Plagiorchiida, Echinostomatidae. The record is from the annotation of a GenBank genome assembly.